Molecule: messenger RNA, 1293 nt
Organism: Naegleria gruberi
Lineage: Eukaryota; Heterolobosea; Eutetramitea; Acrasida; Naegleriidae
Exons: 3
Coding region: 1-1293 (430 amino acids)
Molecular function (GO): flavin adenine dinucleotide binding; sarcosine oxidase activity
Source: RefSeq, a predicted model, not a curated record
AUGCAACAAGAUUUAAUUUAUGAUUUGUUGAUUGUUGGUUCGGGCAUUGCCGGAGCUUCUCUCUUUCAUCAGGCUACACGUGAUGGUGCAAGUUUCGGGAGAGUUUUAUUGUUGGAACAAUUUGAAUUGAUGCAUUCGAAGGGAUCAUCACAUGGUGAAUCAAGAAUUAUUAGAGUUGCCUAUGAUGAUUAUCAUUAUUCAUUGAUGGCUACAAAGGCUUUGGAAAUGUGGCCUUCUGUUAAAGAUUUUGAAAAUUUCUUUGUGAAAACUGGUGGAUUGGAUAUUGGUCAAUUGGAUGAUGAAAAUGUCAAUAAGGUUGCUAAAGUUUCUAAAGAAAGAGGAAUUGAACAUGAAGUUUUAAUUGGUGCACAAUUGAGACAAAAAUUCCCACAAUUUACUGGACUUCCUGAUGAUACCCUUGCCGUGUAUUCACCAGAAGCUGGUAUUUUGAAUCCAAACAAGAUUAGAACUGUCUUGUUGAGUGAUUACGAUCAUGAAAAACAUUCAAUUGUUGAAAAGGAAAGAGUUGAAAGUAUUAUUGAAGGAGAGGAUGAUAUUAUCACUGUUGUAACUUCAAGUGGAAAGAGAUUCCAAACUAGAAAAUUGUCCAUUUGUGUUGGUGCCUAUUCAAAGAAAUUCCUUAAACAACACUUUGAUUUGGACAUUAAAUUUGAAGUAUUGAGAAUGUGUUAUGUUUAUUGGAAGCUCACUGAAAAGGCAGUCCAAGAAAAUGUUCUCACUGCUGCAAAUUCACCAAUUUGGAUUGCUUGGGGAUUAGAUCCAUUCUCUGAUAGACCAUUAGAUCUUGCUUACUAUGGUUUCCCAGAAUGGGAAAAGAAGGGUUAUAUCAAAUCUGCCACUCACAAGGUAUUUGGAGAUUUGGAAAGAGGUUUUGAUCCAGACGAAAGAGCUCAACAAAUUGAUUCAAAUCAAGAACGUCCAGUUGAAAAGGAAAAGCUCCAAGCCAUGCAAACCUAUCUCAAGAAGGUUAUUCCAGAAGGACUUGUUAAAUUGGACGAAAGUUAUGAAGAAUUAAUCAAUGAAAAGGAUCGUGUCGUUACCUGCAUGUAUGAAAUGACACCAACUGAAGAUUUUGUCAUUGAUUACAUUCCAACAAAGAGUGGUAAGAAGAAUAUUUCAACCUUCUUGGGUGGUUCGGGUCAUGGCUUCAAAUUUGGCAUUGUCGUUGGUGAAAUGUUGAAUGAAUUGAUGAAAAAGGAAGUCUCUAUUGAUUCCUCAUUCGAAGUUUGUUCUGUUCCUCGUGAAAAAUUCUCAAUCAAUCACAUUCUUUAA